CACCAUUGGUUUGUUGCAUCAUUGCCAAUCAGUGUGAAUGGAUCAUGGCUUGCCACAACACGUCCUCCACACAAAACCUGUUUUAUAUUAUUUCACCGUCACCCUUUUUCAUGUAAUUCAAGUGAUCAUCCUUCUCCUUGUUUUAUGAUUAUUUAAUUUGUUAAUUUUAAAGGUGUGAUGGAUGUACAGGGGCCAAACAAGACUUUGUAGCAUCCAGGGGGAGAUUCUCCUCUUCCACACCCUCAUCUCAACGCUGUGAUUGGAUGAUCAGACAGGAGCAGGAUCCCUGAAGUGUUGGGUCAUCUUCCAAAAGAUGUUUUCCAUUCAAUUUUGAGGUGAGGGCUCGGUAUUUGCUCACACUGGGACAGACAUACGUAGGAGUCACAAGGAUUCGGUGGAGAGUGGGGGCACACCAGUUGCUUUAGGAAGGUGCUGCAGUAUCCUGUUCAACAGAAACAGAGAUGGUGGAAUGAGCCACUUGAUGACAUGGUGGAAACACAUAGGAAGUUCCCAUACAAAUAUUCUGCCCCUAAUUAUGGCCACUGUCAAGCCGACAGCUCUACAUAAAUGCGUGAAAAGGAAAUGGCUUGAGGAGUCUGCAGAGUCAGUGUGACAGCGAUGCAGAGACAGUUGAGGGCACAGGGGGUCAGUUUGUUAGACGAAUGAGUACCAAUUAAAGAUCUUUGUUCCUCUGGCUGAUGUCCUCUAACGACUUUGCUCUCUGAUCCGACCAUCAUGGAGGUUAUAUAUGUCAACUCCUCUCUGCUCUUCGUCUCUCACAGACCCUUCAACGAUUGUGUCAGUGAGAAGACGGUGUAUGAGUCUUGCAAAAACAUGCCUGCUGUUCUUAUUUGGUACCUGGGCCUGCAGUUCAUCAACAUGUUCCUGGGUAUCCCAGCAAACCUCAUGGUGCUGUGGCUCAUCCAUAAGAACAAGGGUGACUCCUCCACCUCAGAUAUCUUCAUCCUUCAUCUGGCGGUUUUAGACGCACUCUUCUGUCUCACCCCUCCCCUUGAGCUGGCCAACAUAGUCUUCCUCACCACCAGCAGCACCUGGUACGUCCUGCGCUUCUUCUACGGCAUGAAAGACUCCUCGCCUCUCUUUCUCUCCUGCAUCUGCCUGGACCGCUACAUGGCCGUGGUCCACCCCAUCACCUUCACCAAGCUCAAGGACCGUCAACACCGAGCGGUCCUGGCCCUCAUAGUCUGGCUGAUCAUUGUGGCCUACGCUGCUGCAAAAUGUGUAGGCAACAUUGUCAACUUCGAGAAGGUCUUCACGGUGAUGAUACUCAUAGCAUUCGCCUUCAUGGUGUUCUGCAACAUUGUGAUCCUCUGGGCGCUGCAGCAGUCUGGGCCCGGCAGAGACGAGAUGCAUCCUGUGAAGAAAAGAGCCUUCAAGAUGGUCCUCAUCAUCCUGGCCAUCAUAGUGUUCAACUACUUCCCACCUGUCGCGCUGUUCCCCUUCCAGGACUACUUCUCUCGUGACGUGUUUCAUUGUUACAUUCACUAUGUUGCAUUUGGCCUGAUGGACUUCAGCAGCAGCAUUCAGCCUAUGCUCUAUCUGUCCAAGGAAAAGCUGCCAUGGAGCGUCAACUGCUGCCAGAGCAGCAACACCCAAAUCAAUUAGGGGAAACAUGUUUGUUGUUCAAAAGUUUUCAUAUGAAUGUGUUGUUGUUGUGAAAUAUAGGAGAAUGUGUUAUGUUCUUGCUUUAUCCAAUGCUGAAAAUACUGAUUAUUAAAAAGAUGUAUUGUGCGGUGGUUCCCAACCUAAGGUCUGGGUCCCCUAAGGGGAACUCCAAACAUUAAAGUUCUUGCUUGUUCUGAGGAAGAUAGAAUAUGCAUAAAAUGUAUUAAUAGCAUAUUGUUCAGGUUUAUAGAUUUCUCAAAAAUUCUGUGCAGAAACCAGUUUGUUUAAGGCAAUAAUUCAACAUUUUGGGAAAUACACUUAUUCGCUUUCUGGCAACGAGUUAGAUGAGAAGAUUGAUACCACUCUCAUUCUCGUGUUUGUUAAAUGUAAGUGUACUGCCAGCAGGUAGUUAGCUUAGCUUAGCACAAAGACUGGAAAUAGGGGGAAACAGCUAGCCCGGUUCUGUCAAAUGGUAACAAAAUCCACCUACCAGCACUUCUAAAGCUCACUGAGAGACACAUGAAAGUGGUAUUGAUCUUCUCAUCUAACUCCCUGCCAGAAAACGAAUAAGCAAAUUUCCAAAAAUGGUCACCAAUGUUACAAAACCCAUAUUUUCUCGUUUACCUUCAGUUGUAUGUAGCCAAGCAGAUAGUUUUGGUUGUAUUUUUCACAGUUCAGAAAUACAAGAGAUGAAAUUAGUUAGUUAAUAAGUAGUUGACCCACAGAAAAUUAAUCAACAUUUUUGAUAACUGAUUAAUUGUUCAGGUCAUUUUUUAAGCAUAAAAUUCCAGAAAAUAGCUGCUCCCAGCUUCUCAAAUGGAAGGAUAAUCUUUUUUUACUUGUCUUAUAUGAUAGCAAACUAAAUAUUCUCGUUUUUUUGGAUUGUUGUUCUUAAAAAACAAUCAAUUUGAAGACGCCACCGUGGGCUCUGGGAAAUUGUAAUGGGAAUUUUUCACAACUUUUUUGCUCCCUUUUCACUAAACAAUUGAUUCAUUGGAAAAAUAAUCAACAGAUUAAUCAAUAAUGAAAAUAAUUAUUGCAGCCAAACCAAAACUCUCCCAUAUGAAUACAAUGGAGUGAAUGGAAUUUUGUUUGUGCAGCUUAAAGCAUUUAAAAAUUACACAAAAAUUGAAUAGCAUGUCUUUCCAUAAUGUCCUAGUUACUCAAGAUAAUCCACAGGCCUCGCUGAACCUUUCUAAAGAAUAGUCCCAAUGAAAACAGCUGACAGUGUCUUCUGUAGAUAAUUCAGAGUAACCAGGAAACAAUUUUUUAAGUGUAAUUUUUUUAACACCACGAAUGAAAUCCCAUUCACCUCCAUUGUAUUCUCAGUCAAAAACAGGGAACAUAAAACCAAAUCUAUCUGCAUGGCUCGACAGAUACCACCAGAGGUAUGUAAGAAAAUGGGGUUUUUUUUUUACAUUUUUCCAUGAACUGACCCUUUAAAGUGCCUUUCUGCUGAAAAUUCCUAGAAAAAGUCCUAAAAAUCUAAUCCUCAAGCACUUCGACUCUCAGUAAGACCAGCUAGUCAUCCAUCUGUCUUAUAAUCCUGUGGAGAAAACUAACUUUCACAUGUAGCAUUCUUGUCUGUCAAACCAUCACUAUUUGACUAGUAAAUUAACAAAACACAGCAUCUAAGAGCGAUAACAGUUCUGAAAGAUUUGAUGAGCAUUCAGAGCAUUAAAAUAAAGUUUGAUUCUACUUGGAGUUAGCUUCACUUUGGCUUUAUGGACAGACAGCACACAUCUCAGCCAUAGUGUCCUCUGUGGUGAGAAACUACACCUUUGUGCUUACUGUCCUUACGUUAAAUGCUGGGAAUCACUGCAUCAUGCACAGUCACUUAUCUAUACACUGUGUUGUAUUUGCUUUUACGGUUGUACUCACAGAAUGUAUUGUGUGCACUUGUACUUGCAAUGUAUUUUAGUGAACACAUUUUUUUUCUUGUACACUGACUGUAAUGUCUAACAAAAUAUACCCAUAAAGUAUAAAUAAGACAAUAUUAAUACAAAA
Molecule: messenger RNA, 3633 nt
Organism: Siniperca chuatsi (mandarin fish)
Lineage: Eukaryota; Metazoa; Chordata; Actinopteri; Centrarchiformes; Sinipercidae
Gene: hcar2
Product: proteinase-activated receptor 3
Exons: 3
Coding region: 736-1626 (296 amino acids)
Biological process (GO): positive regulation of Rho protein signal transduction; phospholipase C-activating G protein-coupled receptor signaling pathway
Cellular component (GO): membrane
Molecular function (GO): G protein-coupled receptor activity
Source: RefSeq, a predicted model, not a curated record